UUUAGAGAUUAGCUACAUACCACAUACUUUCUUCUAUUCACACCCACUGCAUCAUGAAUGAGAAAAGACCACAAAAAUCAAUUUAAUAACUGUAUAUUUACAACAGGGAAGCCAAGUGUAAAUUGAAACUUACAUUUGGUGGAGCCAAAAAAACAUUGUAAUCCAAUUAAAAGAAACAAACGCUUCUCUCAGCUCUCACACCAUCAAUCUUCAAGAAAGAAGAUAACCACACAAGAGCUCCAAUGGCCACUACUGCAAUAGCUUCAUCCUCAUCCUCUCUCCUCUUCUCCACCUCCUCUCUCUCGUCCUCCUCAUCAUCCUCUCUCUCUCCCAUUGCCCGUCUCUCUCUCUACUCACCCUCCUCUCACUCUCUCUCCUCCUCUCUCUCCUUCUCCCCAUCUUUUCGACCAAUUUCGAAUAAAAGCUCCUCCAGAAGGGCUUUAUCGUCAUUCACAGUCCGCGCGGAGAAGAAGAAUGUGCUUGUUGUCAACACGAACAGCGGCGGCCAUGCCGUCAUCGGAUUCUACUUUGCGAAGGAGCUUCUGGCGGCCGGCCAUGGUGUCACGAUCCUGACCGUUGGUGAGGAGGGCUCGGACAAGAUGAAGAAGCCGCCUUUCAACAGAUUCUCAGAAAUUGUGAGUGCUGGAGGGAAAACAGUGUGGGGUGAGCCAGCAGAUAUUGGGAAGGUGUUAGAGGGAGCUGCAUUUGAUGUGGUGUUGGAUAACAACGGAAAGGAUUUGGAUGCUGUGAGGCCAGUAGCAGAUUGGGCAAAGAGUACAGGAGUGAAGCAAUUUUUGUUCAUCAGUAGUGCAGGGAUUUACAAGCCAACCGAUGAGCCUCCGCAUAUUGAAGGGGAUCCCGUCAAAGCUGAUGCUGGCCAUGUCGGUGUAGAGAAAUACAUUUCAGAAACUUUUGAUAAUUGGGUGUCUUUCCGCCCACAGUACAUGAUUGGCUCUGGCAACAACAAGGACUGCGAAGAAUGGUUCUUUGACCGCAUCGUCAGAGGCCGACCUGUCCUGAUUCCCAGCUCCGGCAUGCAGUUAACAAACAUAGCCCACGUGAGAGACUUAUCAUCCAUGCUCACUUUAGCAGUCCAAAAUCCAGAAGCCGCAAGCAGAAAAAUAUUCAACUGUGUUAGUGACCGUGCUAUCACACUCGAUGGCAUGGCCAAAUUAUGCGCUCAGGCAGCCGGGCUGCCUGUCGAGAUAGUGCAUUACAAUCCAAAAGCAGUUGGAAUAGAUGCAAAAAAGGCUUUUCCUUUCCGAAACAUGCAUUUCUAUUCCGAGCCAUGGGCUGCAAAGGAGAUUCUUGGGUGGAGUGGGACGACAAAUCUACCUGUAGACUUGAAGGAGAGAUUUGAAGAAUAUGUGAAGAUCGGUAGAGACAAGAAGGAAAUUAAAUUUGAGACAGAUGAUAAGAUUCUUAAGGCACUCAAGGUACCUGUGGCAGUAUGAUCAUUAAUAACUAAUAAUUAUUAUUGCCAAGGCAACCUAUAAAACGGAUUGCAUGGGUUUGAGUUCCGGAGGCAAGUGUAAUUUCGUGAAUUUUCCCUGUUAAGCAAUUAAUACAAUUUUCCCAAGUUUUGUAAAUUUCACAUGUGAAACAAUAUAUACUCUUUUCGUGUGCUUCAGCAUGGUAUUCCGGCACACUGAAAAACAAUAUCAAGAUAACAAAUUCAAAUAUUACCUUUACCCCAACUUGUCUGUUAAUCUAAUUACCAAUUCAUGCCAAAACGCGGCAAUGCAGAUACUAAAGUAUUUUCGCUGAAAUAAACACGGUUCCAGUCUGAAGUCUGAACUAAUAGAGUAAAGAAGGUUUUUAUCAAAAUCCCAAGAACAAACCACAAGAGAGUACAUAAGCCAAACAGAACUAAGCACAUUUCUUGCUAAGACAAUAAUAAUCAGACAAUGCAUACUGAUACAACCAACUCAAGUCGGCAAAAGCGCUAAGCUAAAAGCAAUUCCCAAUCCUCAUUCUUCCUGUUUGAUAUCGAGGCCCUUGAGUUUAGACUCUAAUUCGUGCCCAACAUCGCUAUUUCCUUCUUCCUCCUCUUCAUCAUAGUCUUCUCCUUCUGGGUCAUUAUCGUCCAGAGGACCAAGAACAUUCGGGCAAUUCUUGAACAGAUCCCUCACCUCAUCAAUGCCCUCAUCUGAUAUAUAAUUCCCAUCAAUAUUCAGCAAAGUGAAUCCUGGUUUACCCACGACGGCCUGGGCCAAUCGCCUGGCACCAGCCCUUCUCAUCAAAUUGGUAUUCAUGUCCACUUCACAUAACUGGCCGUGACCCUCUUCAAGUGCCUUGGCAAUCAAAAUAGCACCCUCAUCCUUCAAUUCAUUCUCAGACAGGUUCAAUUUUGCAAGAAAUUGCUUGGAAGCAAUGCACGAAGCCAGAGCAGGUGCAGCUUUAGCAGUGAUUUCAUUUCCAGCCAUGUCCAGAACUUCAAGAGAUGGAGCAGAUUUCUUUAGAGCAUCCGCAAGUGCAAUAGAACCCUCGUCCUCCAGAUUCAAAUAGCUGAGAUAAAUCUCGGAUAAAUCGGAAAACGCGGAAAGUGCCUCGCUCAGGGCCAUCCCGGCAUCAACACCAAACAAAUUGUCCCGCAAAUCCAGUUUCUUUAAAUGCUUACAUUUUUCAAGAGCUUUAGCUAGGGCAACACCUCCCUCGGAUUCCACCCUUGUGGACGAACACCUAAAAUCUUCUAGCAGGGGAGAAUUGUUCACAAUUUUGGAUAUGGCUAUGGCCCCCUCAUCUCCAGUCAUGUUGUUAUGAAAAUGAAGGACUCGCAAUUUAUCAGUAGAGGGAAUCAGAUCAUAAAGAGCGGCAGCAGCCUCCUCUGAAAUUCCAUCGUUGAUCAAAUACAGUUCCUCCAAAUUAUAUUGGGACUUCAAAAGCGCCCCAAAUGCCCUGACACCCUUCUCGCCUAGCGCAUUAUUCGAAAGGUCAAGAUAGCGCAAGUUCGAACCCUCGAGUGCCAAAGAGAAUAUACCCAUGACCUCAAGAGCCUCCUCCUCAUUCCUUCCCGCCACAAAAUCCGAUAGAUCAACUUCAGUCAACUGAUCCUUGAUGAUCGAUAAAAUGGGCCCCGCAACAAGAGCAGCCUCCUUGCCAAAACUUGUGUUGCUAAAACAAAUCCUUUUAUAUUUAUUCCCGGGCUCUUUCAAGUGUCUCAGCAGCUUCUCGGCAUCGGCAGCAUCGAUAACUUUCCGUGGGUCCCUGGAUAUAUCAAAGGUGGUCCCUCCGUAUUCUUUGAUUUUAGCGGAUAUGCUGUCGAGUUCUUCAUUUGCUUUUGAGGUGGGGCCUCGUUUGAUGACCUCAAUCAUGAGCCAGCUGGAUUCCUUGGCGUACAACUGCACGGCCGAGCUUCCGUCCCCUUCUGGUUCCUUUGUGAAAUGUUGGUUAGCCUCGGCAAAAGCAGACGACUCAAUUUGUUUGGCAUCUUCCUCGGCUUCUUUUGGGCUCAAUAGACCAUAUUUUCUGGACCAUAUGGAGGGUGUCGUGAGAUUCUUGGUCAUUCGCUCGAUUAGCUUUAGCCUCGUUCCUUGGGAUGGAGGCCAUAGUUUCACAGAGAGCGUGGAGGUUUCCAUUUUGAGAAAAUAAACGUCAACGACGGGCGAUUAAAAUCGCCACCAAAGAAGAUGAUAGCAACAGAUCCAAAGCAGUUGUUGGUAAUUGCAAGUAAAAGGAAGAACACUUGAAAACCUGAGAAUUUUAUAUAUUCAGAGAAAAAUAAAUGUAAAAUGAAAAUAAAUUAACAAAUUGGACGAUUUUGAAUUUGAGAACCGAGUGAAAACUCCC
Molecule: messenger RNA, 3789 nt
Organism: Striga asiatica
Lineage: Eukaryota; Viridiplantae; Streptophyta; Magnoliopsida; Lamiales; Orobanchaceae
Source: the annotation of a GenBank genome assembly